Messenger RNA from Xylaria bambusicola, 1365 nucleotides. RefSeq lists its product as uncharacterized. The coding region runs from base 165 to 1157 and encodes 330 amino acids. The record is from RefSeq and is a predicted model, not a curated record. NCBI's taxonomy places the organism in Eukaryota, Fungi, Ascomycota, Sordariomycetes, Xylariales, Xylariaceae. The transcript has 7 exons.
ACUGCUCAUCGCUGUGUACACAGCUUCACCAUCAUCAUCUCCUAGGUUUUCCCUUAUUUUAUUCUUCUUUCUUUGCAAAUUUCUUUAUUGCGAAUGUGAGCGCUCCACGGACGUCAAUUAUUCUCUCAGACAUUACUUGAAGCUUGCUUCUUACCUGAAUAGCCAUGGCGUCUCCACUGGGAGCCGGCAAUAUUGUGGUUUCUGUCAUCUUUCCCCUUGCCGCCAUUGUUUUCCUAGCGCUUAGACUUCGAUCUCGGCAUACUAACGUUCGGAGCUGGUUCAUUGAUGACUAUAUGAUCGUUAUAGCACUAUUGUCUUUGGUUAGCUAUGCGGUUAUCACUAUAUUAGCUGUGGCGAUAUACUCAUUAGGCACCUCUUCCCUAUUUAUCUCGUUCGAUGAUCUCGUGGGCAUAUUAAAGCUUGAGUAUGCCGAUGAACUAGUUAUGAUAGUAUUAUCUACAUUCACAAUGCUAUCUAUUGUGUAUCUUUAUCGCCGCGUACUGCCUCCGUACAGGAAGAGCGUACCCACGACAACCCUUCUGGUCCUCGUGUACGCAUGGGGUGUAGCUUAUUUGGCAACAAGUCUGUUCAGUUGCAUCCCCAUCAGCAAGCGUUGGAAUCCCCUCAACGGAGGCUAUUGCUAUUCUACCAACCAAGUGAAUGAGGCCUUCGAUAUCUCAGAUCUCGUCAUAAACAUCAUUAUACUUGUCCGACCAAUAACGCGAAUGAGAGAGUUUCGAAGCUUUACUGCACGGAUGAAAGGAUUGAUUGGAGGCAUUAUAUCACUGGGUAUCAUAAUUAUCAUCAUUAUAAUUAUUCGGAUAGCUAUGAGUAGCUAUUCCAGUGGUAGCGUAGAUAUAUCAUAUGACCUAGCAAAGCUCAGUCUCCUAGCCCAGUUAGAAGCUAGCCUUUUCGUCAUUUACGCCUGCCUCCUAAGCCUGGUCUCUUCGCAUCCCGUCAACUCUGUCGAGGAAAUACAAGAGGCGGGACCAUAUGAGAAACCCGAGUUGGCUGCAGAAGAUAUUCCACGGCAGAUUCGAGAGCUCGAUAGUACAAAUAUUGUAGAACUGCCGGUUCCGACUCCGGAAUUAAUGGGAACUAUACAGUACCAUCAACUUCAGGAUACGAGCGCGACUGGCUCACGAGAACGGGUUUAAUCUAACAAUCGGAUCGUAUUAUGGCCGAACAGAGCUAGAAUAUAUGUUUUUCUUAAUUCUCUGACAUUAUUCAGUGUGGUACCUCGACUCUGCCUUCGCAAGCAUAUGAAAACAGUACCUAUAAAAAAUGACUCGAUCUUCGAGAGGUCCUCUGCCGGCGCUGCUUUGGAAGCAUUAGGAUCUACCAAUAAUAAUUUCCUGUCCCUGG